AUGGAGGCUGCUUUGGAGCAGCAGAUGAUCCAGAAUCGCCAGCUGAAUGAGGACCUUCAGGAGGUCCGCACCUCCGCGUCCCCUUUCGUUCAGUCCGUCCAAUCGAAGUUCGACCGCUUGCGCGCUCGCUAUGAAGACGAGAUCAAGAGGUCCAAAGCCUUUCAUGAGGCGUAG
Messenger RNA from Peronospora matthiolae, 174 nucleotides. The record is from the annotation of a GenBank genome assembly. NCBI's taxonomy places the organism in Eukaryota, Oomycota, Peronosporomycetes, Peronosporales, Peronosporaceae.